Closterium sp. NIES-65 is the source of this 2283-nucleotide messenger RNA. The record is from the annotation of a GenBank genome assembly. NCBI's taxonomy places the organism in Eukaryota, Viridiplantae, Streptophyta, Zygnematophyceae, Desmidiales, Closteriaceae.
AUGAGAGACACCGUGAAGAUAUGCGUUCUCAGCGUGUUGCUGGCCGUUGCGUGUGUUGCAACGGUGUCCGGCAGCAGCCCCGUUGCUCGUCGCCCGACUAAGGACAUGCCACCAUGCGCGGCGUGCGACAACGGCACUCUCUGCGUGCCGCUCUUCUCCUUCUGCUUCUCCUCCGCCGGCCCCUCCUGCAAAGACGGCUCCGACUUCGGCGCGCCGUGUGCCGACUACCAGUGCCCCGCGGGGUCGUCCAAGUGCGCGGACGAGCAGCAGUGCGUGCUGGACUCGGCGCGCUGCGACGGCACCAAGGACUGCCGCGACAGCUCGGACGAGGACCCCAAGGCCUGCGCUGCCUUCGACUGCUCCUCUAUUGGCAUGGAGCAGUGUCCGCUGGGGGCGGCGCAGUGCGUGGCGGGGUACCUGCUGUGCGACGGCAAGCCGUCGUGCCCCAACGCCACGGACGAGCACCCCGCCUUCUGCGCCCAGUACCAGUGCAGCACGGACGGCCGGCAACAGUGCCCGUCCGGCACGGGGUGCAUGUUCCUCGGGCAGGCGUGCGACGGAGUGAGCGACUGCAGCGACGGCAGCGACGAGGACGAAGCUUUCUGCAAAACCUUCAACUGCAGCGACGCUGGCAAGAGCACGUGUCCGAGCGGCGUGGGGUGCAUCUUCCCCGACGCUAUGUGCAACGGCCGCGCCGACUGUACUGACGGCAGCGACGAGGCGGCUGCCACCUGCAACGACUCCUUCGACUGCUCCGCCACCGGCCGGGUGGCGUGCCCUCUGAAGGGUGGGUGCGUGUGGGAGUACCAGCUGUGCGACGGCAUGCCCGACUGCCGCGAUGGCAGCGACGAGCUCCCGCAGUUCUGCUCCAAAUUCAACUGCUCCAACUCCUACCGGACGCAGUGUCCCGGGGGACAGCAGUGCACGUACGAGGGGCUGCUGUGCGACGGGCGGAAGGACUGCAGUGAUGGCAGCGACGAGGGCGCGCUCUUCUGUAGCAGCUACAACUGCACGGACACCGACAGGGUGGUGUGUCCAACAGUGGACGGCUCAGCACCCGCGUGUGUUUCGGCCUCUCUGCUGUGCGACGGCACGCCGCACUGCCCUGGCGGCAGCGACGAGGACCGGGCCUUCUGUGCGGACCACGAGUGUGCGCCCGGCCUCAUCAAGUGCCCUGGCUCGCUGCUCUGCGUGCCCGGCACGCUCUGCAACGGCUUCCCCGACUGCCGCAUGCCCACCGCCCUUGACACCGCUCCUGGCCCCGACCCUGCCACCGGCUCUGAUGCCGUCCCUCCACUGAAGCCUGCUGUUAUGCCUCGCACCACUGCUCCCACGGCUACUCCUGGUACUGAUGGUACUAUGGCUGGUGUGGGAGGAGUGAUGCAAGGCGGAGCUGCUGGUAACGUGGUCAUGAUGCUGGAGGGCGUGGCUGCUGACGAGGAGGGAGUCAGCGCUGACGAGGAUCCAGUCAUGUGUGUGGCGUACGAGUGCCCCGAGGGGUGGAGGAAGUGUGCAGACGGACUGCAGUGCGUAUCAGAGGACGCGUGGUGCAGCGGUGUGAAGGAGUGCCACGAUGGCAGCGACGAGGACGAGGAGACGUGCACGGGGUACGACUGUGCCGCCACAGGGCGCGUGCUGUGCCCCGGCGGCAAGUACUGCCUGUGGAACUACUGUGACGUGUGCAACGAGGAGCGCCAGCCGCUGUGCCCUGAUGCGUCGGACCAGGCGGAGUCAGCGUGCCACCUGAAGCAGAAGUGCCCCGUGCGCUACUACAAGGACGCCCCCCUGCCCCGCCCCCUGCCGCUGCCCCAACAGGACGGCGCCGUGCACGUGGAGCCGGACAGUGAUGGGGCGGAUGGGGGGGAUGGUGAUGGGGGAGACGGAGGAGGGGAGAGUGGGGGGAAGGCGGGUGGGAGCCAUCCGAAGAAGUAUGCCAAGGUGAAGACGAGCACAGGGAAGAGCGCUGCUGAUGGCACUGGUGCUGCUAGUGAGAAUGCCAAGGGGGUUGAGGGUGGGAGAAGGCCGGGACACCAUGCGGCUGGAGUGGGGCAUCAUAAGAGCAAAGGGCAGCACAACAAGACGCAAUCCAGUGCCGACGCUGGCAGCGGAAGUGAGGAGGCCAAGGCCGGUAAUGGCAAGAAGGGAGUGAUUGAGGGCAAGGGGAACAAGGGUAGCAAGGGAAGCCAGAAGAGCAAGGCGAGCAAAGAAAACAAGGGGAGCACAGGCAGUGUGACCAAAGGCAAGGAGGGUGACGGCACUGGUGUGACCAAGGGAAAGGGCUGA